Messenger RNA from Parnassius apollo (apollo), 714 nucleotides. The record is from the annotation of a GenBank genome assembly. Lineage: Eukaryota; Metazoa; Arthropoda; Insecta; Lepidoptera; Papilionidae.
AUGGGAGAGAAUAGAAUAGUGGCGGGUCCGUUUCCGGAGAGUGAAAGCGGUAACAAGUAUUUCAUGAUUGUGAUGGAUUACUUCACUAAGUGGCCAGAAGUUUUCGCCAUUCCAAAUCAAGAAGCUUCAACAGUUGCAGAUAAACUAGUUCAUGAAGUCUUCUGUCGUUUUGGAGUACCUUUAGAGAUUCACAGCGAUCAAGGAAGGAAUUUUGAGUCUCAAAUAUUCCAGGAAACUUGCCGAGUUAUGGGUACUCAUAAAACAAGAACGACUUCUUUUCACCCGCAAUCUGAUGGAAUGGUAGAACGAUUUAAUCAGAUAUUGGAGGGGUACCUAGCAAAAGUUGUAGAUAAUCGGCAACGAGAUUGGGACAAGCACAUACAACCGUUUUUGUUGUCAUAUCGAAGUGCUGUUCACGAAAGUACAGCAGCGACACCAGCUUUCGCAAACUUUGGAAGAGAAUUACGGCUACCUGCAGACCUGAUCACCGGGAUACCACCUGAUGCUCCACGCAGUAUAACCGAUUAUGCAAAUGACUUGCGGAACAAAAUGAAUGACGUUUAUGAGCACGUCAGACAAUCGGGCCAGCAAAUGUCUGAAAAGAUGAAAACCCGGUACGACCGCAAAAUGAACAACAAAGGGUUCGACGAAGGUUCACUUGUGUGCAACCACACGUGUGAGAUUGACGUACCAAUUGGUGUCAGAAGUGGGUAA